Messenger RNA from Acyrthosiphon pisum (pea aphid), 2181 nucleotides. Its product is annotated as Actin binding protein 1. The record is from RefSeq and is a predicted model, not a curated record. Gene Ontology annotation, molecular function: actin filament binding. Gene Ontology annotation, biological process: positive regulation of dendritic spine morphogenesis; positive regulation of axon extension; neuron projection morphogenesis. Gene Ontology annotation, cellular component: actin filament; postsynaptic density; cortical actin cytoskeleton. Lineage: Eukaryota; Metazoa; Arthropoda; Insecta; Hemiptera; Aphididae. Bases 472 to 1473 code for a protein of 333 amino acids. The transcript is spliced from 7 exons.
GUUGGGUAAUAGAGAAAUGAUUGUAAUGUUUCGUAAACUAUGGAUACUUGCUUCUGGACUAUGAUGUCGUUACUCUGUAUUUAGUCCAUCUAUUUUGUGGUUCAGUCACUGAACUUCAGUGACACUUUGCCGGUACGGUGUAUUUUCUAUGGUUGGCAUUAUUGCUCGUGUUAUCGGCGAAUGUGCCGAGAUAGUAGUGAUAGUACGGUAUCAGCCACGGGCUAAAUAAUUAUUUAUUAUUAUAUUUACCGCCGUCCGCCCCGAUCUAUCUUGAAUCGCGCCUGUGACAGCAACAAGCGGUGAUAACCGAAGUGAAUUGAACAGUGAAUAAUUCUUGGAGUCUCGAAUGAAUUGUGGCAAUUAUUAUUGUCUUCGACAUUCGGCAAUAAUUCCAUAGAUAUUAGCAUAGGUAGUGAAAUUGUAUUCUACACACAAGCUUGUAGUGUUAUUGUUAAUUUUACCGUCACGAACAUGUCCCAAUUGGACGCGAACAAAAACAGACAGCAGAUAUUGGACACUUGGAAAGAUGUGGUGGAUGACAAGACGCCGACCAACUGGGCCGUCUAUGGCUACGAGGGUCCAACUAACAUACUUAAGUUUAUUAGCCAAGGAGAAGGGGGAAUCGAAGAAAUGAAAGAAGACUUAAAUAGCUCUAAAAUAAUGUAUGCAUUCUGUCGAGUGUUAGACCCAAAGACAAGCCUUUAUAAAUGUGUCUUAAUAAAUUGGCAAGGAGAAGGAGCGCCUAUUGUCAGAAAAGGAACUUGUGCUAAUCACAUUCGUGAUGUAUCUAACAUUUUAAAGGGAGCACAUGUUACUAUAAACGCACGUAAUGAUGAUGAGGUGGAUACAGAUAUAAUACUAUCUAAAGUUUCUAAGUCAUCGGGGUCAGUUUACUCAUUUAAAGAAAGACUUGACCAGUCGCAGCCACAAGAGAAAAUUGGUACUUCCUACAAAAGAAUUCAACCUAAUUUAGAAAUAAAUUCAUCGGAAAGGGACAAGUUUUGGGCAGCUGAAGAAGAAAAGGAAAAAUUAAGACAAGAAGAAGAAAGAAAGAAAAAAGAACAAGAGCAGAAAAAAAUAGAGGAUGAAAGACUAUUGCGAGAAGAUGCUGAUAGAAUAAGAAGAGAUUCAAUAAUAAAUGAAGAAAUUCCCAAAACUGAACCAAAACCUACUGUUGCUGAAGCAGAAUCAGAAAAACCAGAAGAUGUUAAAAUUGAAUCAGCAAAACCUGAAUUAGUCCCUGAAGAAAUUGAAAUUGAAAAUCAAAAUGGACAAAAUAAUGUCGAGGAUGAUUUAGGAAUUAAAGCUGAAGCAUUGUAUGAUUAUCAAGCAGCUGAUGAUACAGAAAUUUCAUUUGAUCCUGGUGACAUAAUUUGUCAUAUUGAUAAAAUCGAUCAAGGCUGGUGGCAGGGUUUGAGCCCUGAUGGUACAUUUGGUCUAUUUCCGGCCAAUUAUGUUCAACUGCUUCCUUAAGAUUGUUCUAGAUACUAGAUUCCUAGUUCUUUCAUUUAUACCAUAAUAAUAAUUACUAAUUAGUAUUUAUAACUGCUAUUUUAUUAUUAAUUUAUAUUAAUUCAUCACAAUAGGUAAUAAUUGGUUGUGAAAACAUGUUUGAAUCAUAUUUAAGUUUUAAAUAUUUAAAUCCAAUGUUUUGGUAAUAAUUACGAUUAUUGUUAAUAUAGUUAAAUAUUUAUUUAUUUAAUGUUUCUAUUAAAUUUUAAUUAAAUUUUAAUAACUAUUUUUAUUUUUUUACCAGAAACAACCUUAUCUAAUAAAAAAUAAAUAAAAAAUAAACAAAUUUUUAUUUUAUAGUAAAUAAUAUAAUAUACCAUAUACAUUUAUUUGUACAACUUAUAUCAUAUAGUUAUUAGUUAACAACAGUAUACAUCUUUGGAAAUUCUCGAUUAAGUAUUUGUAACAAAAAAUACUUAAUUAACUUAUUGUACCAAUCAUUGAUCAAAAUUUAGAUAAUACAUACUGAUAUUUUGUUUCAGUAAAGAUAAUUUUUUUUUUUUGUACUAAUCCAAUGUUUGAAUUAUUGUUAGAUUAUAAACAAUUUAUAAAUUAUUACUAGAUUUUUAACAAUUUAAAAUCAUAAUAUUAAUGUUUGUAUUUCUUGCUAAUUAUUCUGUUCAUCAUUCAUGUGUUAACUGUUAAAUAAAUAUUAUGUUAUUACUAUUU